AUGAAGCUUAUCAAGGCUGCAGUUAUUGGGGACAAGUUCCAUAUUUGGAAUUAUGACCGCAACCUUGUCAUCGCAACCAAAGAGCCAAUCCAACCUCUGGCCAGCGCGGGGCCGGGUUCGGUCUCUGUGCUGAAGCGUUUCCAGCAGAGAUACUGGAGGACCAAGCAGAGCCUGAUCACAGUGACGGGCCAGAGGCAGGACGAGCACGUGGUGGCCUCCGACUCUGAGCUCGACGCGAAGCUGGAGGUGUUCCACUCCAUCCAGAGGACCUGCAUGGAGCUUCUCAAGGUGAUCGAGCAGUACCAGAAGAGGAUCUGUGUGCUGUCCCAGGAGGAGGCGGAGCUGGGCCGGUUCCUGCGCUCUCAGGCCUCUCAGGACAAGAGCAGAGCGGGGAAGAUCAUGCAGGCCACAGGAAAAGCUCUGUGCUUCUCCUCACAGCAGAGGUUGGCUCUGCGUGCUCCUCUGGUGCGGCUCUUCCAGGAGGUGGAGACGUUCAGGUACAGGGCCAUCUCAGACACGUGGCUCACGGUGAACAGGAUGGAGCAGAGCCGCACAGAGUACAGAGGAGCACUGCUGUGGAUGAAGGACGUGUCCCAAGAACUGGACCCCGACACACACAAACACAUGGACAAGUUCAGGAGGGUCCAGGCUCAGGUGAGGAGCACCAAGAGCAGCUUCGACCGCCUCAAACACGACGUGUGUCAGAAGGUGGACAUGUUAGGAGCCAGCCGCUGCAACCUGCUCUCCCACCUGCUCACCACCUACCAGACGACUCUGCUGCACUUCUGGGAGAAAACAUCUCGUACUAUGGCGGCCAUCCACGAGAGCUUUAAAGGGAGCCACCUGCACGAGGCGGCCAAGGACUCUAAGGACAGAACAGGGAAGAGACGAAGGAGGACAAAGAGGACGGAGACACAGGAGGGACACAGCAGUGAGACCACAGAUCAACAACUGAUUUCACUUGAAAAUGAAAACCCCAACAACACGAGUAAAGUGGACGGGGACAGUGAGGAGGUGGACAGUGUGUCUCUCCUGAAUGAGAUCCUGGGGCCUCUCAGUUUGGAUGGAGGGGACUGGACUCAGGGGCUCACAGAGCAGGAGGGCUCCACAGCACUAAACCUCACAUCACAGGGCCCCACGGCUCAGGGGCCAGUGGAGACAGAGGAGUUCUUUUUACCUUCCGAGCUGCUGGAGCAGAGUCUGUCCACACUGCACACUGCAGACUGGACCAGCGACCCACACCAGAGCAAUGACACUGGACCUUCACCUGGAGCCAAUAAGAACCCUGCACCAGCAUCAAGAGAGCCCAGUGGACGCCCCAAACACCUGUCGGCCUGGUUGAACCUGUUUGCCGACCUGGACCCUCUGUCCAACCCGGACGCCAUCGGAAAUACCGGCUCUGAACACGAAGCUCACAACGCAUAAUCCCAGCACAGUACUGCAAAAACGAGUACUCCAAAGACAGUACUGCGAGCUCAUAGUAACAUUACAUAAUCAAAUCUGUAACCUUUAAAAAAAUCAAGAGGGACUACAGUGUAAAAAGCCAUGUGGAGAUGUUUGUGAGUUUGGAUGUUGCAUGGAUAACCUCGUGUGACUGGAAAUAUAAACUCUUUAAAAACUUUGGUAACAUCAAACUUCACAAAGUAGCAGUCACUUUACUUUAACUACUCCUCUAAAGAUACACGUGUAACUUUUCAGAUCUGGGGCUUUGUCUAGAAUGCUCCACAGUAAGGCAUUAAACGUAUCUAUCUCCAUGGAGACAAUCAGAUAUUUUCACCAGGCCAAGUAACAGGUCAGAUCUGUGGAGAGGCGAUCCUGCUCACAGUAAGCCCUUCUGUGAAACAUUCCAGGGAACAGUGUUAUCUCCGUGGAGACAAGCAGGCCACGGACGCUGUUGAAAAGUUACACAUUGGGUCUUUAAAACUGGGGUACGCAACUUUUUUUUUGUAAAUGAGUAAAUUUUCCCCGAAGAGUACCCUAUUUUCCGUACUAGGACGCUCUGGAUUAUAAGGCGCAUUA
Boleophthalmus pectinirostris (great blue-spotted mudskipper) is the source of this 2019-nucleotide messenger RNA. It is a transcript of the gene ica1, whose product is annotated as islet cell autoantigen 1. Gene Ontology annotation, cellular component: Golgi apparatus. Gene Ontology annotation, biological process: regulation of transport. The transcript has 12 exons. Bases 1 to 1425 code for a protein of 474 amino acids. The record is from RefSeq and is a predicted model, not a curated record. Lineage: Eukaryota; Metazoa; Chordata; Actinopteri; Gobiiformes; Gobiidae. Gene Ontology annotation, molecular function: protein domain specific binding.